GGGGCAAGAGGGGGGGUCCCUUCCGAUCCUCCCUCCUGACGCCCCCCCCAGCAGGCCCCCUCCCCCACCAUUGAAAGCCAUGAAUUUUGAAUUUGAGAGGGAGAUUGGGUUUAUAAACAGCCAGCCAUCGCUCGCGGAGUGUCUGACUUCCUUCCCCGCUGUCUUGGAGACAUUUCAAACUUCAUCAAUCAAGGAGUCGACAUUAAUUCCUCCUCCUCCUCCUUUGGAGCAAACCUUCCCCAGCCUCCAGCCCGGCGCCUCCACCCUUCAGAGACCCGGCAGCCAAAAGCGAGCCGAAGAUGGGCCCGCUCUGCCGCCGCCGCCGCCGCUCCCCGCCGCCCCCUUGGUCCCCAAGUUCCCUUGGAUGAAAGAGAAGAAAUCCGCCAAGAAACCCAGCCAAUCCGCCUCGUCUCCCCCGGCCACCUCCUCCGUUUCGGCCUCCGGGGUCGGAUCGCCAGCAGAUGGCCCGGGACUGCCGGAGGCCGCCGGCAGCGGGGCGCGCAGGCUGCGCACCGCGUACACCAACACGCAACUGCUGGAGCUGGAGAAGGAAUUCCACUUUAACAAGUACCUGUGCCGGCCGCGCCGCGUCGAAAUUGCGGCCCUGCUGGACCUCACGGAGAGGCAGGUCAAAGUGUGGUUCCAGAACCGACGCAUGAAGCACAAGCGGCAGACGCAGCACCGAGAGCCGUCCGAUGGGGAGCCGGCCGGCCCGGGAGCCCCGGAAGACGGCGGCGAGCCCACCGAAGAGCCUGUGGCCAGCCCGGGCCGCCCCUCCGCCUCGCGGGCGGCGCGGGAAGCCUGCUCUCGCCCGCCCGAGGUCGCGCCGGCCCCCUCGGGCGCCCAGGGCCCGCAGCCUUUGACCGCUCACGUGGGGGGCGGUCCGCGCGCGGCCGCGGGGCUGGAGCCCGAGGAGUUGCCGGAGGAUGCCUUCCCGGAGCGGCAGGAUUCGCCUUUCUUGCCUGACCUCAACUUCUUCGCGGCCGACUCCUGUCUCCAGCUCUCCGGAGGCCUCUCCCCCAGCCUGCAGGGCUCGCUCGACAGCCCCGUUCCCUUUUCCGAGGAGGAGCUGGACUUCUUCACCAGCACCCUCUGUGCCAUCGACCUGCAAUUCCCCUAACCUGUUUCUCUUCCCGGGCCCUUCGACCCCGUCCCCUCCGCUGUCUGC
Enhydra lutris kenyoni (northern sea otter) is the source of this 1168-nucleotide messenger RNA. Its product is annotated as homeobox B2. Gene Ontology annotation, molecular function: DNA binding; DNA-binding transcription factor activity, RNA polymerase II-specific. Lineage: Eukaryota; Metazoa; Chordata; Mammalia; Carnivora; Mustelidae. Gene Ontology annotation, biological process: regulation of DNA-templated transcription. The record is from RefSeq and is a predicted model, not a curated record. The transcript has 2 exons. Bases 80 to 1120 code for a protein of 346 amino acids.